Molecule: messenger RNA, 801 nt
Organism: Durusdinium trenchii
Lineage: Eukaryota; Dinophyceae; Suessiales; Symbiodiniaceae
Source: the annotation of a GenBank genome assembly
AUGGCAACGUCCGAUGGUGAGCGUCGAGCCUUCGGCUAUGCACAGCCGCCAGCCUCUGCAGCACCUGUAAGUGCCAGGUUAGUCAAUGCACCGGCAGGUGGUGGAAGGGACGCUGAGCAGCCCAGCUUGAGUAUGGGAGGUAACAGUGUGAGCUCUGCAACCGGAGGGCCUGUGUUGCGGAAGAAGCUCUUUGACCAGAAUGUGUCAGACUGGGCCUCCAGAUAUCGCAAGCACAAGCAAAGCCUUGACCAGAUAACAAGAGAUUGCGACGUACUCCGUUCAGAGGUGUCCAAACACCAGGCAGAGGUGAAUGAUCGUGCACAGAAGAUGGCAGACUUGGAGGACAAGUAUGAGAACCAGACUUUGACAAAAUUUGCUGAAAUCAAGGCUGCUCUUGAACUUGCAGGGCAGCGAAAGCAGCAAUUUGCUUUAGAAGUGGGAGAAGCACGAAAGCUGAAGACACAGCUUGGCAAGGAAUGCAAAUUAUUGAAGGCAGAUUAUGAAAGAAAACAUUCGGAGCUUGCCCGCGGAGCGGAAACACGGGAUAGGUUGGAGCAGCAGUUGAUGAGUUACACCCAGCAACUGAAUCAGGUCACCAGCGAGCGUCAGAGGUUGGAAAAGGAGUUGGAGUUGGUACAACACAACCUGCGCCAACACACAGAGCUUGCAGACGAGGCACACAGUGAGAUUGAGCGAACUUGCGGCGGCAUCAAGGAUUCCGUCCAACAUCACAUGGCAACAUCUUUGCGUCUUCAGCCUCUUGAGCAAGAUGAAAGCAGUCCAGAGAUGGCGUCAAGGUGA